Molecule: messenger RNA, 4115 nt
Organism: Dicentrarchus labrax (European seabass)
Lineage: Eukaryota; Metazoa; Chordata; Actinopteri; Moronidae
Gene: sec62
Product: SEC62 homolog, preprotein translocation factor
Exons: 8
Coding region: 78-1400 (440 amino acids)
Biological process (GO): post-translational protein targeting to membrane, translocation
Cellular component (GO): endoplasmic reticulum; endoplasmic reticulum membrane
Source: RefSeq, a predicted model, not a curated record
AUCUAAUCUCGCGAUACUACAUGAUUUGUACGCGUGCGCAGCCUCGCGCACGUCGGAGGAGCUGAGUUGGAGGGAUCAUGGCGGAGCGCAGGAGGCACAAGAAGCGGAUCCAGGAGGUGAGCGAGCCCACCAAGGAGGAGAAGGCUGUGGCCAAAUACCUUCGGUUCAACUGCCCCACCAAGUCCACGAACAUGAUGGGCCACCGAGUCGACUACUUCAUUGCCUCCAAGGCGGUGGACUGUCUGCUGGACUCCAAGUGGGCUAAGGCUAAGAAGGGAGAGGAGGCGCUGUUCACCACCAGGGAGUCUGUGGUUGAUUACUGCAACAGACUCCUAAAGAAGCAGUUCUUCCACCGGGCUCUCAAAGUGAUGAAGAAAAAACCAGAAAAAGACACCAAGAAAGAGAAGGAGAAAGAGAAGGAGAAGGAGAAAGAGAAAGAGAAGGAGAAAGAGAAGGAAAAAGAAAAAGAGAAGGCCAAGAGUGACAGCAGCAAAGAGGACGAGAAAAAAGGGAAGAAGGAGAAAGACAAGAAGAAAGAGUCUGAGGUGGCAGAAACUAAGAAAGAGAAGAGUGAUGACAGUCCUGGAACCCCCAAGAAGAAGAAAGAGGUGAAGAAGAAGUUUAAACUGGAGCCUCAUGAGGAUCAGCUGUUUCUAGAUGGAAAUGAGGUGUUUGUGUGGAUUUAUGAUCCUGUUCACUUCAAGACUUUUGCCAUGGGACUGAUCCUUGUCAUUGCAGUGAUCGCAGCCACGCUGUUCCCUCUGUGGCCAGCAGAAAUGCGUGUAGGAGUUUACUAUCUGAGUGUUGCAGCAGGCUGCUUCGUGGCCAGUAUAUUGCUUCUUGCCGUUGCCCGCUGCAUCCUCUUCCUGAUCAUCUGGCUGGUGACCGGCGGGCGCCACCACUUCUGGUUCCUCCCCAACCUGACGGCAGACGUGGGUUUCAUCGACUCGUUCAGGCCGCUCUACACUCACGAGUACAAAGGACCGCGAUCCAGCAACAAGAAGGGCUCGGACAAGACGGACGACAAGGACAACGGCUCCUCCACCAAGGCUCAGAAGUCGGACAGCGACGAGAAGUCAGACAGCGAGAAGAAGGACGGCGACGACGACGACGACGAGGAAGAGGAAGAGAGCAAAGAGGCAGCGGCGGAGGAGAGUAAAGAAGCAGAGGGGGAGGGAACAGAUCGCCACUCGGACACAGACAGCGACCGCCGGGAGGACGAGGGCUCACAGCACAGCAACGGUAACGACUUUGAGAUGAUCACCAGGGAGGAGCUGGAGCAGCACACGGAGGAGGAAGAGGAGGGGGAGGAGGAGGAGGAAGAUGAGGAAGAUGAGGAGACGCAAGAGAGGAAAGAAGAGGGUGGGAGUGAGACUAAACCCCAAACUGCUGAAACAUAAACUUCUUACAAAUCCCAUCACUCUGUACUUCUCUCUCUGUCCUUCCCUCCCUCCCCUCCUGUGAUCCCAGGACCCGCUCGUCCGGCCUCUCUGAGCCCGCUGAGGACGAGGAGAGGCUCCAUCUCUUGUUGUUGAGAUCUUCCACUAAACAGUACCGAUAGACCAGUACCGGGAUAAGACACAGCGGUGAAAAGUAAACUGCUACGACAAUGGGGAAAACAAAUUUAAACACAAAAAAAAGAAGAAGCCUUAUGGUGGAUCUGAUUCCUCCCACCCAAAUGUUAUUUAUGUCCAAAUGAAAACCUGCCUGAGGAAGUUGUCAACCAAAAUCCAUCAGAACGACAUCUCUGAUUGAGGGUUUUCAUUUCUUUGUCCUUUUUUUUUUUUGGUUUCUCAUGUCAUGAAGUAGCUUUUUUUUUUCGUGUCAACUCAAAAUGUUUUUUAUUUAUGUCCCCCUGUCUUUGGUUACAUUUGUUUCGUAUGUGAGGUCAAAUCCAGAUCUUAGAUACAGAUAAUGGAGAAGAGCUAAGCUGACCAGUAAAGAGAAGACAUACUGGUUUCUUUGCCCCCUUCCUCCUCCUCCUCCUCCUCCCCACUACUUCUGUUGUUGUGGUUUCACUGUCGUCUUUGAGGUCGAUGUUGUUGGUACAAUCACGGUAGAAAGCCAGAAAGCCCCGGUUCUUUUACCUGUUUUUUGUUUGUUUUUUUAGUGUGUUGGUGAGCCAACAACGGCAGGAGCACGCUUCCUGUCAAACGCCAGUGAGUCUGAUCGCUUUCUCAGGCAGCCCUUAAAGCAAACUGACCAGCGCGUCUGUUUUGAAACCUGAACUAAGCCAGAUGGACCAAAUCCUGUAGUUUACUCGAAGGAAACUUUACAAAAAAAACGACCAUAUUGUGACUGGAUGGAGUAUUUGGAGAACAGAGUAGUACGGCUCUUUGAGGUACUUGCCAUUUUCACUAAGAAAAUAUGUUUGUUUUUUUAAAUGGCUGAUGAUCAUAGUGCAAUCCUCCACACAGUCUGAAGUACUUCUAGUUCAUGUUAAAUGUGGGACUCAUCUUUAAGAGUAAAUGUGAGCAACUGGGACACAGCUGGCGUACUUAAUUUUCUUCUUUUUUUUAAAGAUUGCAGCAUUUGUUGUACAACUAAACCUAUAAAAUGUUAAGUUCACAGAUUAACUGUCUAUUUGCAAACCGAACCAGAUAUAAAGUAAAGCAAACUAGUGCCAAACACAACUAAGAAUGAUGAUACGCAUGCAGAUUUAAUACGGAGAGUUGAGUGCGAGAACGAGGGGUUCAUUUUGUUAAAUUCGUUCAUUUUGUAACCGCAGUGUCAAAACUCCUCGAACCUUUCACAUCUUUGGAAAAUAAAUAAUAAAACAGCACAAUGUUGUUAGUGUGUAGCUAAACAAAGAUUUUUUGGUCUCAAUGAAACCGUUUUUAAAAAGGUGUUCGCACUAGACAUCCCAAACCAGUUGUGUGUAGUCUCACACGAGCCGCCGUGUGUGGAGAUACGCUUCAUGAGUCCAGCUCCACUGACCAGACGAAAGCCCAGGAAACCCGGCGGCCCGAGGUCCAAGCUGUUCCUUCACGUUGUCUUCUGGCUAGAAAUGUCUUAGAUGCUCUUUUUAGUCAUAGCGAGGGAUAAUAUUUAAGUAUAAAAAUAGAAAUGUAUCAUUUAUAUAUUAAUUCUAUUGAUAUAUCAAAUAUAUACUUACAGUCUAAAACUUACAAAACAAACUUCUUUUUUUUGUCCCCCUUCUUUUCUUUUGUAUUAGGAGGUAUAAUUUUUGUUUGUAAUGCUCAUUUGUGUUUUUAUACGAUCAUACAACAUUGUACUCUUAUUUAAAGGUCACAUCUGGGAUUAGAAGUCAGUGGGAGUUUAUUAGAUAUCAGCAUUUUUUCUGUAUUUUUUGCCAUCGUAGCGUUGGAUGUGUGAUCUGGUUGAUUGCGUGCUGCCACGUCUGUGUUGCUCUCACUAAAAAAAACAGUUAGGCAUUAACCCCGAGCUUAUAAAACCAGUAGCUUGCGUAACACUUGAGAGCAACCUGCUGGUUCCCACUUAAUCUGAUGUGGGAGAACGUCUCCUCACAGUGAAACGGUAUUUGAAUAUAUUUCACACAGCUUUCUGUACAGUUUCCAUUUGUUUCGUCUAAAAAGGAACUCACCUAGACUGUAUUUAGUCGUUUGUUCUCCUGUAAUCCCACCGAGGGAUUUGUAGCUCUUCUGACUUUCUGACUCACAAACCCACCAUGUUGUUGCUCUUGUUUCUUUUCUAAUAUCUUUGUUUGUUUGUUUUCUCCCCCCCCACCCCCCACCCAAACGGGCAAAGUGCAUCUCUGUGUCCUGAGUUGCCAGUCGCUGUACUCUCAAUAUUGGCAUAACAUUUCACAAAAGAGAAAAGAGAAAAAAAAGGAUUAUUCCCCCACUUGUUCUUGACUGUUGCACAGUAUCGGUCUGUUGUAUAUUGUAGUAUUAUUACUCUCUAUGCUGCUGCUUCUCAUCGCACAUUUCUGGGGGAAAUAAAAAGUGAAAUUAUAAAACAUCCGUGUUUUGUCUCUGGUCAAAAAACUUGUCUUUUGAUCGCCUAGUUGUCCACAUUUGGAUCAAUGUCAUUCUGAAGACUGUCAUGCAAUAUUGGAGUAUAAUUUAAUAAAACUGGAUGUCUGGAAAUAUAUCUGUAUCUUAUCAUUGCAAUAAAAACUAUAGAAAGCACAA